Messenger RNA from Sinocyclocheilus rhinocerous, 1699 nucleotides. It is a transcript of the gene serpinf1, whose product is annotated as serpin peptidase inhibitor, clade F (alpha-2 antiplasmin, pigment epithelium derived factor), member 1. Lineage: Eukaryota; Metazoa; Chordata; Actinopteri; Cypriniformes; Cyprinidae. Gene Ontology annotation, molecular function: serine-type endopeptidase inhibitor activity. Gene Ontology annotation, biological process: negative regulation of angiogenesis; negative regulation of endopeptidase activity. The record is from RefSeq and is a predicted model, not a curated record. The transcript is spliced from 8 exons. Bases 95 to 1321 code for a protein of 408 amino acids.
CACUAAAACACUGCUGAUGCAUCUGCUCGAGCACAGUUGGCGGAGAAAGCUGUGAGCUGAGUCUGCACGAGACGACGGUAAAGUAGAAAACAGGAUGAGGAAGGUAGUCGUGCUGUUUGGUUUAUGGAGUCUUCUGUCCCUCUCACAUGCUCAGUUGACAGAUACAGCAGAGGCUGAAGGUGAGGAAGAGGCGGUUGAUCUUUUUACUACUCCACGCACCAAGUUGGCUGCCGCAACCUCUGAUUUUGGCUUCAACCUGUUCCGUCAGCUGGCAGCACGUGAUCCCAAGGCCAGCGUCUUCCUGUCCCCCAUGAGUAUCUCAGCAGCCUUUACACAGCUUUCAAUGGGGGCAUCUGAACGGGCUGAGAAACAGAUUUACAGGGCCCUCCGCUACCACACCCUGCAAGACAGUCAGCUCCAUGACACACUGAGAGACCUUCUAUCCUCACUCAGAGCAUCUGCCAAGGGCUUCAAGUCAGCAGAUCGCAUCCUUUUGGCUAGGAAACUUCGUCUCAGGCUGGAAUACCUCAACAGUGUAGAGAAGCAAUAUGGGGUGCGCCCUCAAACUCUUGCGGCUGGAGCCCGGGACCUUAAGACUGUUAAUGAUUGGUUUAAACAGCAAACUGGUGGAAAAGUGGAACAAGUCGUUCCUUCGCUUUCUCGUAACACAGCUGUGUUGCCUGUGGGAGCAGCCUUCUUAAAAGGUAAAUGGAUAACUAGGUUCAGCAAAGCUAAUAAGAUGGAGAACUUCCAGAGGGAUGGAGAAGCCCCAGCUCUUAUUCCCAUGAUGGAGCAGGAGAAUUACCCAGUGAAGAUGGGUAUUGACCCUGACCUUGGCUGCACGAUAGCCCAGGUUCCAAUGGAGGAUGGAAUAAGCAUGUAUUUCUUCUUACCUGAUGAGGUGACACAGAAUCUAACUCUAAUAGAGGAAGCACUUACAGCUGAAUUUGUCCAGGACCUUUCCAAUACCCUCCAUGCAGUACAGGUGCUGCUUACACUUCCUGUUAUCAAACUCAGUUACAGCACAGACCUGCUGCCCUCCCUCUCUGACUUGGGCCUGUCUGAAUGGUUGGCAGAGACAGACCUUGUCAAAAUUACCAAUCAGCCAGUCAAGUUAAAUGCUGUCCAUCAUAAGGUUGUCAUGGAAACCGCUCCAGAGGGCGCAGAGUAUGCCAGCACCACCCCCACUGUCAACGGCCAGUCGCUGGCUCUAACGUACCGCGUAGAACGGCCUUUCCUCUUUCUAGUCAGAGAUGAGCCAUCAGGCGCACUUCUCUUCAUUGGGAAAGUGCUGAACCCACGUGACAUAGGAAGGGUAUGAGACAGACACACUUACACUAACAAAUACAAACAAAUGAGAGACCAGCAACUUAUAUAUGAGCUUAUUUUAAGCCCAAGUCUAUAAACGGAAAAUGAAUAUUUUACAUAUCUUGACUUACAUGGCCAUUUGGAGCAAAAUUAUCACAGCCCAUUGACAUUUUCAGCAUACUUACGCAAUACAAACUCAAACAUUGGUAUGUGCACACAUUCAAUGUCAAGCUAUACUUCUGAUGAUAUGGUCCACUUGUGCUUUUAUUAGGGAUAUUUUAUGGAUAGAUUAGUGUACAUGUUCUGGAUCUUAGUCAUACAAUCUACAUUAGUAUUGAUGGAUAAUAACUUGAUGCUCUGACUAACUAUUCACAUCCAAAAAAAUCCCUCA